This is a messenger RNA of Dunckerocampus dactyliophorus (ringed pipefish), 5440 nucleotides long. RefSeq names its product gastrula zinc finger protein XlCGF28.1-like. Gene Ontology annotation, biological process: regulation of transcription by RNA polymerase II. Gene Ontology annotation, cellular component: chromosome. The transcript is spliced from 2 exons. Gene Ontology annotation, molecular function: DNA-binding transcription factor activity, RNA polymerase II-specific; RNA polymerase II cis-regulatory region sequence-specific DNA binding; chromatin insulator sequence binding. The coding region runs from base 901 to 2406 and encodes 501 amino acids. Lineage: Eukaryota; Metazoa; Chordata; Actinopteri; Syngnathiformes; Syngnathidae. The record is from RefSeq and is a predicted model, not a curated record.
AAUAGUUAAAAAAAAUAGAUAAUUUAAAUCUGUAAGCAUCUUUUCAUCUAAGUAGUUGUAAAUUACCCCUUAUUCUACGUUAGAUUUCCACACUGCAAUGCUCAACUUCUAAAGCAAUGGGUAGUAAAUAUGCGGAGAGACAGGUGGAUUCCUGCAGCCAGAUCGCAACUCUGUUCAAGUCAUUUCACUGAGGAGAACUUGGACAGGACCGGCCAGACUGUUAGAUUGCGACAAAAUGCAGUUCCAACAAUAUUUGACUUUCCUGAUCAUCUUCUUAAGGUAUGCGCUGCAUUUAACUUUGAUGCUACGUAGAUACUUAUCAUAACAAAUACCUUGUGAACACUGAAAUUGAGUUGUUAUGCAUUGUAAUUUCACACCAUAGAGGUAGGGAAAACCUUAAACUGGAGGGACAUUUUUACAUUUGGGUCUAGUAAAUUUACUCUGUUUCAAUUGAAUUUUUGUGAAUCCGUGUUAAUUUUUAUACCGAACCAUAAUAAAUGUAGUGAAUGAAGAUACAUGUAUGUGUAUGAGUAACCCGCCCUGUUUCGCACCGGGGCUUGAACAUAUGCAAUGAGAGGCGAGAGCGCUGACCACACGGCCAAAAGCCCGGAUUGUCGACCGCGUGUUCAGCGCAGCUCUUGAGGGAGAGGGAGUGAGGUUUACCAACGUACACUUGCACAGCCUCACAGGCUGGCAUCUGUUACAUAUGCGUAUGUGCUUUUUUGGGUGAAGCAAGAUGGCCGACAAUGGCUUCGUGCGGUCAGCCGUGACACCCAUUCCAGGUAGUUUAGAGUUCAGUGCUUAAGCCCUCAAACUUCCCUGCGUGUGCCUGCUAGCUGCUAACAAAGAGAUCAACACAUCGCUAAGAAGCGCUCAAGUGAGUGUUGUGAUUGUUUGAAAAUGUGUAAAGUACAAAUGUUGAGAGCGUUGGUGAAUCAGCGACUAACGGCGGCAGUUGAAGAAAUAUUUGUAGUGUUGGAAAGAACGAUAGCAGAGUACGAGGAGGAACUUUCUCGAACAAAAGAGGAGAACGAGCGGCAGCGUCAAAUACUGGACGCUGUUUUCAAGAAGCCUGGGGUUGUGUUAUACAGAGAAGAAGUCAGUGCAGAACAUCUUCCACCUGAUCAGGAGGAGCCACAGCCCCCCCACGUUAAAGAGGAAGAGAAUGAUCACAGCAUCAGUCAGGAGAAAGAGCAUCUUGAAGGACUGGAGGAGUUUCCAGGGAUUGGUGUCCCUGUGAAGACUGAAGAUGAUGAAGACAAAGGUGAAAGUGAGGAGAAGAGAGGGGGGGAGCCUCCAAGCAGCCGCUCGACUCAACACAUGACAACAGAAGCUGAUGGAGACCACUGUGGAGGAUCACAAGCAGACAACCGAUUAGCUCCACUAUCAGAUAAUGACAACACAACGUCACUCUCUCCUGACACUGAUGAUGAAGGUGCUAAAGCUGAUAUGACAUGUCACACUGACAACACGCACUUUAAAUGCUCUCACUGUGACAAAGUGUUUAAAUACCGUUGUCAUAUGAAAACACACAUGAGAUUACACACAGGAGAGAAACCAUUCAUGUGCUUAUGGUGUAAUAGAAGAUACUCUCGGAAGGAUCAAUUGACAAUACACACAAGAAAACACACUGGUGAGAAACCUUUUACUUGUUCAGUGUGUAGUAAGGGUUUUAGACAUAAUCAAUGUUUGAAAACACACAUGAGAAUACACACUGGUGAGAAACCUUUUACUUGUGCAGUGUGUGGUAAGGCUUUUGGAUAUAAUCAACAUUUGAAAGCACACAUGAGAAUACACACUGGUGAGAAACCUUUUACUUGUUCAGUGUGUGAUAAGGCUUUUGUACAAAGUCAACAUUUGAAAUCACACAUGAGAAUACACACCGGUGAGAAACCUUUUACUUGUUCAGUGUGUGGGAUCAGUUUCAGACACACUGAAAAGUUUAAAGCACACAUGAGAAUACACACUGGUGAGAAGCCUUUUACUUGUUCAGUGUGUGGUAAGGUUUUUGGAUGUAAUCAACAUUUGAAAGCACACAUGAGAAUACACACUGGUGAGAAACCUUUUACUUGUUCAGUGUGUGGUAAGGCUUUUGGAUAUAAUACACAUUUGAAAGCACACAUGAGAAUACACACUGGUGAGAAACCUUUUACUUGUUCAGUGUGUGGUAAGGGUUUUGGACAUAAUCAAUGUUUGAAAACACACAUGAGAGUACACACUGGUGAGAAACCUUUUACUUGUGCAGUGUGUGGGGAGGGUUUUAAAUAUAGUCAAUAUUUGAAAACACACAUGAGAAUACAUACUGGUGAGAAAGUGUUGAGUUGCGGUGUGUGUGCUGAAGGAUUCUCUUAUAAGUACCAGCUUAACAAUCACAAGUGUGUUGGUGAGAACAGCAGCAGUAAAUGAAGUAGCAGGAUGUGAAAAAAGCUGUCAAGACUUGGGUAAUUUGGACUUUCUAGAAAGAAGAAACCUUUUACAUGUUCAGGGUCUGAUUUUGGUUUUGCACAAAAUCGAUAUUUGAAAAUACACAAUGGAGAAAACCGUUUUACCUUUAUCUGUUCAGUGUGUGGUUAUGGUUUUGCACAAAAUCAACAAACGCCCCCCAAUUGUUUAUAUCUAACGGCCCCCGUCAGCCCUUUGCCUCACUGACUCUUGAGCGCCCGUAUGUUUGACCACCCGCGCCCAAUAAUACGGUGCACCUUAUAUGUGUGUUAAAUACAGAAAUAGCACCCGUAAAAGAGACUGUGCUUUUUAAUACGGUGCACCUUAUGGUCGUGAAAAUACGGUAUUUCAACUUUCUUCUUAAGUAAUCUUUGUAAGUUUUCCUCUUGUAAUAUUAUGACUUUAUUCCCAUAAUAUUAUAACCCCCCCCACCUCAUUUUCUAAAAAAAUGACUACUUUGUUUUGUUUCUCAUUUUGUUAAGUGUAUGCUACUAAAAUGACAAUAUUACAAGUUUAUUCUCAUAAAAAUUGCGACUUUUUACUCUUAAUAUUUGGACGUUAUUCCCAUAAAAUUACAGCUCUGUUUUCCCCAUUUCUACUGUUGCCCCCCAACUCUCAUCUUUGAAAUUUUGUUCUUGUAAUAUUAAGAAUUUAUUGCCAUAUUUUGAUAUUAUUCCCAUCAUAUUAUAACUUUUUCCCGCAACCUAAUUUUUCAAAAACUACAAAUAAAAAAAGUCACAAUAUUGAAACUUUCUAAUUAAAUAAUCUUUGUAGUUUUUUUUAAUUUGACUUUAUUCGCAUAAUAUUAGAACAUUCCCCCAACUUACUAGAAUACGACUUUUUACUCUUUAUAUUUGGACUUUAUUCCCGUAUAAUUACAGCUGUUUGUACCAUUUCUACUUAUGAUUAUUUUCCCCCCACUUGAAAUAUUAUGACUUUAUUCCCAUCAUAUUGUCAUGUACUGCGUAUUAGAGUCCCUCCAUAUAGAGAGUUACGUCAACUGAGAUUACGCCGCCAUGUUGGGGCCAAUUCAAGCGCUCGGCUUGCGUGCACAGUACGACAAUGCAUGGAAAUUGUAAUGUCUCUCCACAAAGGGACGCAUGCAAAAUGUCUGUUUUAUAAUUAUUUACAGAUCUAUAUUUUCCAAUGUGUAAUAUGGUAUAAUUUUGCCAUCUUUUGUUAAAACAUUGAGAUUUUAUAAUAGUCAAAAUAUUACCAUGUUCACCUCAUGAUACUUGAAUGAAAAUAAAUGACAGAGAUAUAAAAGCCCCAAUAUUUAAACAUUGAAAAUGAUGAAAAUAUGUAUAUUUCUUCAUUGUUAUUUCAUUAUUAUUUAUACCUCGAACCAAGUGCAGAUUUUGCAAAAUGAAUGCAGUUUUAUAAGUUUGCUCGAGAUCAUGGAUUACUUUAUUUGCAACCAGAGGUGAUUUACACAAGGAUCUUCUUAACUCUAAGCAUCCAUGACUGCCUUAUUUUUUUCGUUUUUUUAUAGUAUAUCUUACGUUUAGGCUACUUUCUUAUAUCAAAACAAUUAAGUAGAACACAAUAUUUAGGUAAACACUCUCUCCAAAACGUGCCAAGAUCAUCAAGAGAUGCCUUAAACUUAGUAACAUCGCCCCAGGUGGCUCUGUCAAGUUGUCAAAACAUUGUGACAUUAAACAUUUUAACAUAUACAGACCCUACCUCGCACAGCUUUGAAGACGAGUUCGACUUCCAGCCCAAACGGUUUAUAUUAUUUUCCCAAAUUGUCCGUCUGUUGACAUCUGAAGGGAAUCUGUAAGGCUUGAAACCCUUCUCAUGUCUAUUUGUGCAUCCAAAUGCACAACAACCCGGCAUUUUUGGGGAAUAAACAAUAAUACGCCAAAGAAUACUGUAAAGACAAGGCGAACGCAAACGCAAAUUUGGCCCCAAGAUGGCUCCACGAGUCACGUCACCGUAUUUUUUCGACUACUUAUGUCUCAACUCUCUAUAUAGAGGGACUCUACUGUGUAUGUCGCUCUGCUGCCCCCUGUCUGCCGUCUGUUUCAGCGCAUGCUGGCACUGAUCGAGCUGAUGAGACACACUUGUGAUCAAUCACUGCUACCUUUAUCAGCUGCUGCCAGACAACUGAGCAGCGCCAGUUAUUCCUUCGCUUACCUGUGAACCUCCAGCCCUUCCUGUUCCUCUGGUGCCUUCUAACUGGUCUACCCUUUUGCCUGUUGUUAACUUUGGACAUUACCCGUGCUCACGCUAGGUAUUUCUGCUACCUUUUUGUAUUGCAGCUCUUUCUGUUAGCUUAGUGUUUUUUCUUGCCCUUUUAGUUACGGCAGUGUUUUGUAUUUUGUAUUUGGCUUUAGCCCUGAGACCCUUUGUUAUCCUUUUUGUAUUUUUGCUUAUGUUUGAAUUUAUUACCUUUUUUUGAAAUAAACCUUUUUUUAAUAACACGCGCUGUGUGUAUCAAUCUGCAUUCUGGAAUCCAAACCUCGGCAUAGCUGAAACGUGACACAUAUUUUUACUUUAUUCUCAUGAUAUUUUCACAUUUGCCUAAAUUAAAUUUUUUUUAAAGUACCACUUUAUUUUCUUGUUUUGUUUCACACAAUAUUACAAGUCAUUUUCUUUUAAUAUUUGAAAUGUAUGCUGCUAAAAUGUAACAGUAUGACGUUAUUCUCGUAAAAUCACCACUUUUUCUUGUUAGGUUCCAACUUUUUUCUUUUAAUCGUUUGAUUCUAUUCUUGUCAAAUUACUGCAGAUUUUUCUUUUUUUUUUUUUACAUACCAGCAGAAGGAUGUCUCUCCCAAAGUUCGCAGGGACAAUUCUAGUGGUCCUCAAUCAGAAGUACAUCUACACCUUAAAGCUACCAAUCACUCUUUUGAGGACAGCGAGGUAAAGAUUUUGGCCAAAGAAAACAGACGGUUUGAAAGAGGAGUAAAGGAAGCUAUUUUUGUCAAACAACAGAAGCCAUCAUUGAAUCGGAAUGGUGGUUUGAGGUUUAAUUUGGACCCUGUGUUCAGCAGGUUGC